AUGAGUCUGGUCCGUGAUGAGGCUCGCGCCUAUUUCUGGCCGGCUCAGGUUGGGGUCGCGGUCAAAGGAGGUGCAGAGAAAGCGGUCCAUGUUCUGCGGGCUUGGACUAACCGCCACGCGGGUUCUUCUCGCAAGGUUUUGGUCAAACUGGACUUUGCCAAUGCCUUCAACUGUGUCCACCGGGACACCGUACUUGAUGAAACUACAAACCGCUUCCCUGCUCUGGCACGCUGGGUUACUUGGUGCUACCGGCAACACACGCGGCUCCAGUUUGGAGCUCGCGCCCUGGAGUCCUGCUCUGGUGUUCAGCAGGGCGACCCGCUCGGGCCGCUGCUGUUCGCAGCUGCCUUGCAGCCUCUCGCCAGCCAGCUCCACCAGGGCAGGACCCUGGACAUUGCAAUGCACUUCCUGGAUGACGGUGUGCUUGCCGGUGACAUUGCCGCGGUCAGUGCUGCUCUGACCCUGGUCCAGCAGCAGGCCUCCGCAAUUGGACUGCAACUCAACCUGCGUAAGUGCGAAGUUGUGGCUUUGGGACCUAUUGAUGAGGGCACCAUGCGCGCAAGUUUCCCGGCUGCCCUGCUGCUCCAUGCUGAUGGUUCUGGGAGAGUGCUCAGGAACUUCGAGUUCCUGGGGGCCGCUAUUGGGGACGACGACUUCAUCCAGACACACACCCUGGCGCGGGCAGAAAAAGCGGGUGAAUUGCUGGAGGCGCUGGCCGAGCUUGAGGACCCCCAGGUGGGACUACGCUUGCUGCGGGCGUGCGCCGGCUUCUGCCGCAUGGUUCACAGCAUGCGCUGUAACCCGCCUGCAGCUCAGGCUGCAGCUUUGGCCCACUUUGAUGGGCUGGUGCGGCGGUGCCUCGGUGGUCUCACUGGCAUCCAUGUUACUGCUGAGCAGUGGUUGCAAGCCUCUCGAGGGCUCGCGCACGCGGGGCUUGGGCUGCGCUCUUGCUCUGCCCAUGCGCCUGCUGCCUACUUGGCCUCGGUGGGGGCCUCCCUGGAACACUGCAGUGACCUCGACCCCAACUUCUCAAAGGAGGCCGUUCAAACCUCGAACCAUGUGGUCGGGGCUUUCCACCUGUUCCAGAACGCCGUGGGCAGUCGGGUUGCUACGCUUGCUGCUGCUUUGCAAAGCAAGCAACGCGACCUGUCUCAGCUUUUGGACUCCACCUGCUUCGCUGCCCAGCUUGAACACAGCAGCCACGUCGCUCGGGCUGCCCUUCACUCUGAAGCGGGGUUGGGGGCGCGCGCCUUCCUCAACGCCAUGCCCUCAGGACGCACGCGCAUGGAGCCUGCCGCCUUCAUUGCCGAGUUGCGAAUCCGCCUGGGGGUGCCCGAAGCCACUGAUGAUUGCUGGUGUCCUCGCUGCGAUGGGGUCUUGGACUGCUGGGGCUACCACGCUGGCAUGUGUGUGGCUGGCGGCGAACGGACUCUGAGACACAACGCUGUCCGUGACCUUGUGUGUUCCUGGGCUGAGCGGGCUGGCCUUCGGCCGGAGAAGGAGCGCCCGAACCUUCUGCUGCCCACUUGCCCUGAAGACACGCAGACAGGCAGACGUCGCCCUGCCGAUGUCUUUCUGCCUGCCCUUGCUGGGUCUCCCGCUGCGCUUGGCUUCGCUGUUACAGCGCCUCAGCGGCAGGAGACCCUAGCACUGGCAGGCAGGGAGACAGGCGCGGCGGCUGCUGCCUACGCCCGCCACAAGGAGGCGCACUUGGGCACUGCGCAGGCCUGUGAGGGCCAGGGCGUGGUGUUUGUGCCGAUGGUGGUGGAAUCCACAGGCACAUGGGACAAAGGUGCGGGCAUCGUCCUCCAGCACAUUGCGCGGGCUGUGGCUGCGCGGACUGGCGAGGAGCCCCAGCGUGCACAUUCCGCCCUCAUGCAGGAGCUGUGCGUUCUGAUCCGUGCCCAUCGGGCGCGGGCGGCCCUGCGCCGCCGCGCUGAAGCUGCGGAGACAUGA
This is a messenger RNA of Symbiodinium natans, 1956 nucleotides long. Lineage: Eukaryota; Dinophyceae; Suessiales; Symbiodiniaceae. The record is from the annotation of a GenBank genome assembly.